AGGAGCAGGGGGAAAGAGGGAUAGCAAACAGAGGAAUAAAACAGUGUGACAUACCAAAAUUCGCUCUCUUGUUCAUGAGGAGUUGUUAGCGGAGUUCAGUACUAACAGGAUUCUCUACCAGUAUGAGAGUGCGUCAGUGCCGCAGCUUGAAGGGUGUUUGCGUCAUGCUGGUGUGUGUGAUGCUGGCUCUGCACGUGCUGGUCAUUCUAGUGACUCUGUCGACGUUCCCUUCAACCUGUGAACCCAUUCAGCGGUCUCAAACUGAACCUCGCAACCUCACCUCAGCCAACCUCACACACUCUGGCUCUACGAGUACGGCCAGGAAAAGAGCAGCUGAUCUUGCCAAGCUGGAAGCUUUGUUCUCCCACGCGCUGUAUAGCCUGCAUGCUCCGUCCAGUCCCGAUGACGACACUCUGCUGCGAAUCCGGACCCAGGAAGAGCACAGCGAGGAGCACAGCGCACAGCAGUGGUUAAGUAACAGCAAGGACGGCUAUGAACCUGUCCAGUGGAACAGCAGUACAGAUACCCACCCUCCCUGGCUUCGGUUCCACCUCGGCAUCUCCCGGUGGCAGCUGUAUCCACACCGAGACACCAACCUGCCUGUUCUUGUGGAACAGCUCUCAAUGCACCGCAUCGUCAGCGCAGUUCAGAAAACCGGAGGAACACAGCUGAAGUUGGUGAUGACGUUUUCUAACUAUGGAGAGGCGCUCUUCAAGCCCAUGAAGCAGGAGAGGUACGACGAGACUAACGUGAACCUGUACUAUUUCUCGGACUUUGAGAGGCACAAUGCCGAAAUCGCAGCCUUUCACCUAGACAGGAUUCUGGGUUUCCGGCAUGUACCUCCGGUUGUCGGAAGACUGGUUGAUGUAAUUAAGGAAAUUAAAGACAUCACCACUGACCACAAACUGGCCAAGACCUUCUUCAGUUCUCCAGUGGGAAAUGUGUGCUUUUACGGCCAGUGCUCGUACUAUUGUUCCACGGAGCAUGCGGUGUGCGGCCGGCCCCGUGCUCUCGAGGGAUCUGUAGCAGCCAUGUUGCCUGACCUUGCCCUCGCACCUCGCCGCUCCUGGAGAAACCCGUGGAGGCGCUCAUACAGCCGCAGCAAGCUCGCUCUGUGGGAGAAAACCCCAGGAUACUGCGACGCCGUGAAAAAGACUCCGCCCUAUGACCGAGGCACCCGAUUGGUGGAUCUCAUCGAUAUGACCAUUUUGGACUUUCUGCAAAGUAAUAUGGACAGACACCACUAUGAAACAUUUGAAAUUUUUGGCAACAACACCUUCCUUCUACAUUUAGAUAAUGGAAGAGCGUUUGGUCGUCACUCUAAGGAUGAACCAUCGAUACUCACUCCUCUCGUGCAGUGCUGCAGAAUCCGCCGUUCCACGCUGCUUCGCCUGCGUCUGCUCUCCUCCCCUCAGUACCGUUUGAGUGAUGUCAUGCGGGCGUCUCUCUCUCAGGAUCCUCUGGCAGCCGUGGCUCCCCUCCUCACCGAACCUCACCUUUCCGCUUUAGACCGCCGUCUAGCAGCAGUGCUCCAGACCGUCCAGCGCUGCCUCCUUCAGCACCAACACCUCCAUGAUGUCAUCUACGAUGAUAUCACUGACUACUCAGGCUAGGAAAGUGCUGUAAUGACUAAUCCGUGCUCACUGAAUGCUCAUCUUUUGUACUUCCUCAGCUAAAAUGUACUGGAUGCCAGUAUGAUAUUACAAAUUACAGCCUGGGUGACAAUAAAUAAAUAAAUAAAUAAAUAUAUAUGAAAGCACUGCAUCAUUGCAUAAGAGCACUUGAUCUUGAUUUGUAUUGUAUGUAUAAAUUUAUAUAAUAAAAUGUGUUAGAUGUUUUUACAACUUUUCUUUUUGAUAUGCUCGUACUGCUCAGGGUUGUGGUGAGACAGGAAAUACCAAAAAGAAAUAUUUAAAUGACUAUAAAGACAUAUUUAUUUUAUUCUCUUUCAUCCUAUGUUCUUUUCAUUUCUUUAGCCGGUUAU
Ictalurus punctatus (channel catfish) is the source of this 1984-nucleotide messenger RNA. It is a transcript of the gene fam20cl, whose product is annotated as family with sequence similarity 20 member C, like. Gene Ontology annotation, cellular component: Golgi apparatus. Gene Ontology annotation, biological process: protein phosphorylation. NCBI's taxonomy places the organism in Eukaryota, Metazoa, Chordata, Actinopteri, Siluriformes, Ictaluridae. The transcript is spliced from 10 exons. Gene Ontology annotation, molecular function: phosphotransferase activity, alcohol group as acceptor. The record is from RefSeq and is a predicted model, not a curated record. The coding region runs from base 123 to 1613 and encodes 496 amino acids.